Molecule: messenger RNA, 237 nt
Organism: Aspergillus puulaauensis
Lineage: Eukaryota; Fungi; Ascomycota; Eurotiomycetes; Eurotiales; Aspergillaceae
Exons: 1
Coding region: 1-237 (78 amino acids)
Source: RefSeq, a predicted model, not a curated record
AUGGGGUACAAGGACUAUGCCAGUCCAGAUGUUGUGGCAGAUUUAAAUGUUCUUUUCAACCCGAGAGACUCACAGUCUCGCAUUGACCUGAUAAACCAGCAUCGGGAGAGGGCUGCUUGGGAGGCCGCGUGUGCAGUUGAGCGGUUCAUAAAGCUUGAGAAACUGCAUUUCCCUCUUCAGAGAUAUCGGCGACCACAAAGCAUUGGACCAAUUGGCAACGACCGUGACGAGGAUUGA